Molecule: messenger RNA, 3742 nt
Organism: Ruditapes philippinarum (Manila clam)
Lineage: Eukaryota; Metazoa; Mollusca; Bivalvia; Venerida; Veneridae
Exons: 3
Coding region: 116-1732 (538 amino acids)
Source: RefSeq, a predicted model, not a curated record
CACAAUCGUUGCUAACUAUCUAAUGUGUCAAGAAAACACAUAGUAAUUUUAAAAAGUAGAACAGUGAUAUACUUUACAGACACGGACGAUAAAAUGCCAGUUUGUUUAGGCUGAAAUGGAUUUAGAAAACAGUUAUUCGUAUCCAUUUGUUAGUGACAGGAUAUCACCGGACAGCGAUAGUUCAGAAUACAUCAUUUCGUGGGAAGUUCUAGACUUCGAUAUAUCGGAACCAGACGGAAAAUGGGAAAGUAUUGCAUACUGCAGUCCUGUUUUAGAGGCAUGGGGACGUUGGGAUCCUGAAAUAAGGCAUUCUGUUGGCCAGGCUCUCGGUACCUUCUCCGGUCGUAAAGAAAGAAUAGAACAGAUCAUUGACUACAUGACAGGUCGUAUGAUACAAGUGACAUCAGAAGACUUGUUUAGUUUAAUACGUUUAGCUGACAUGCUGCAAAUUGAGGAACUGUAUAUGUAUUGUAAAGAUCGCAUAAAAAACCUUGCACUAACUAAAAGCAACUUUUACAAAGUACUCCAAGUGUGCUCUCUAUACGGAUUCGAACAUGAACAAAUUGAUGAAUUCAUUAGAUGUAAUCUAAUAGAACUAUGUAAGGAAACUGAUAUCCUAAAGAUAGAUGCAGCAUCUGUAGAUAUGCUUCUGACAGGAAACGAUCUGGGUUAUUGGCCGAUGCAAAGCCGAUUUGAAAUGGCAAGAGACUGGUGUGAAUUUCAUGGAAUCUAUACAUUCUUUGAACAAUGGUUUGACUCCUUAGAUUUGAACAAAAUGGAAGGACACUACUUAAACAAAGUUGUCAAAAGAGACUACUUUGUAAGGAUGGCACCUAAAUGUUUACAUAGAGUAGAGGAUCACCUAACUUUCAGGACAGAUUCAUCAGUACCAUUUGUUUUCAUCCUCAACGACAAGCGAACUGGAUCAAAUGUCGUUGGAUUAAACCUUGAAGAUAUGAAUCUUUAUAGAUUUAAAUUUCCAGAAAAUAUGAUGAACGCUACUUGUGUUCCUUGUUUGGACGUACCUAAAGAAGUGCUUUCCUUUGAGGAAUCAAAACGGCGCAUAUAUUUAUAUGACAUAAACAGUGGUAUUUGUAAAAAGAAGUCCAUAAUUUCCAGGGGGAAUUAUCCAUCUGAUAUAAGCCACAUAUUGGAAACAAACAAACGCUUGAUAAUUAUUUCAAAGGGAUUGUGUUCAAACGAUGAUGGUAGUGCAAGAUAUCCGGGUAUGAAAAAGCAGACAUUGGGUUCAGUACUGUAUCAAAGUGUCAACGAUAAUGGAAAAGUAAUUGAAAUAGAACCGCUAAUGUCAUUAGCAUUUCUCGUGAGCUGUGCAUGUUGCAGCCAAUCAUUUAUUGUUAUGUCAACAGCGACACAUUCAAAAAGGUCAAACUUGUACUGCUUCAAUCUUGAAACAAACAAGAUGAUGGUCAUUAAUAUACCUUUCGAUGAAGAAGGUUACAGAUUCUUUGAGAGAACAGUGGUAAAAUGUUUGCUUCCUGUGCAUGACAAGAUUCUUGUAUUGACCAGGUUAACGUCCAUUUUGGUGUCAAUAGACCAAGAAACGGAAACCUACAAUACUGAAAUUUCAAAUUUCACACCAUCCGAAAAGGGAAAUCCUCAAUACAUGUUUGUGUCUGAUCUUUUGGUAGAAUUGAAUGCAAAAACGGUUCGCCUUUAUCGUAAAAGUAAGGAACGAAGUUAUUUUGAGAUGUUUCGUAUUUUGAGCUAAAUAGAUUGAACAGUUUUUUCAAACCAGUAACAUGUGCCUAUGUCAAACGAACAAUACCCGUCUGUCACAUGUUGUGCCCCCAUUGUGACCCAAAUGCCAAGGAAAAGGAGGAGGAAGAUAAACGCAGACAAGAGGAAGAAGAGAGGCAAAAGAACAGAAUAGUUGUAUGGAAUAGAAAUGACUCUGAUUAUUUUUAUGACUAUUCUUACUCUUCUGAUGAUUACAAUUACAGUGAUGAUUAUCACUAUGAUUCCGUGCCCCAUGGGGAAAUGAGGAUAUGGGAUGCCAGUGCAGACGAGUUUGUUAUAGUUUUAGUUUGAAAAAAAAACCACAAUGACUUCUGUAUGAAAUAGAAUAAUAUUAACUUAUGGUCAAACAAACAACAAAAAAGAUAAAUAUGUUUUAAUGCAUGACCCAUGCAUUUUUCUUUGAGAAGGGCUUAAUCAUUAUUUGUAAGAAUUUGCUGCACAACCCAUUUGCUUUUGUUAUAUACUUAUGAUUUAUACAUGAUUUUAAAUAAAUGACCUGCAUUUAAAUUAAACAUAAUUUUAACAUAAUUAUUGUCAGUCAUAAUAUUUAUAACAGUUAAUUUAGGUUUGAUAGUCUAACAUAAUUUGUCUAUCACUUUUAUUUUAUUUACAUCAAUAUGUUAUAUAACUUUCAAAUGGUUCAAAUCGAAAGGGACCAUAUAAAAUAAUAACUUUAUGUUUCUGUCUAAUGUUUCAUUGAACCAGCGAGUUGAAUACAUGAUCAUUAAACAGGUACAUUGCAUAAGUUAGGAGGCAAACGAUGAUUGAGGUUCUUCCCAUGUUUAUAUGUGUUUAAAAUGAUAACCUAAAUUCUAUAUAUGCAUCCUGUAUUUCUUUCAUUUGACAAAGGAAUAUCUGUUUUUAUCGUAUCUGAUAAACAUUUUCGUGAAAUAUCAGGCUAUAUAUUCCAUCAACAUUCAAAUAUAAAAUUAACCUCAUAUUUUCUCAUUAAGAAUUACAUGUAAGACGCUAUGUUGUUUUAAUAGUUUGAUUUGAGUGUAUUUCAUGUACAAUUUCUUGCCUGUGUUGUAUAUAGAAUACCAAAGACAUUCAUUCUAUUAUUUACAAUAAUUUAAGCGACUGAACAAAAGAAGACUAAUAUAUCUGUCUGCAGACAAUUGUGUUAAAAAAUGCAACUGCUAAAAUUAUAAUGCAUUACCAUUACCUGGCGAUGUAUCUCAUUAAAAUUAACAAUUUCACUGUUUUCAAGAUGAUGUAUAACCAUUAUGACAUGUCUUGGGAACUUAGUAAUUUAUAUGUUUUGAAUUUAAAAUGCGAUUAUAUUGUCUUUUAUAUGAGUGAUAUAAAACAUCAAGGGCCAUUUGCAUAAUUAAAGUUUUGGUCACGAUUAAGGCAAUAUCAUAGUCUUACUAAUCUCGAGUUUAUUUCUCGGUUGCAUAAUGAAAAGUUAUAUCUGGUUUUAGCUAGUCUAAGACUAUCUGUCCAGAGGUUAACAGUUCUUCAGUUUUAGUUACCUUUCAGGUAGUAUAAAAUUGAAUUUGUGUCGUUUUACUGCAUAAGUUUCCCCGCAUUGGUUGAUCUUUAUUACUCUCAGAAUGGUUAUUUAUAAGAUCUUAAACGUGCACAAGUAAAACACAAGUAGAGUUUUUGAUGCUAAAGCAUAUCAAGUCGCCGGAUAGAACUAUGAUUGUAUUAUCAUAAAUAAAAGAAAAUAUCAGUUUAAUGUUUCGAGUAUAAAGAAAAGAGAAACAAUAAGUUGAGUAAUGUUUAUUCAUAAACACGUUUUCAUGUACUUGCCACAUUUAUAUCUUUCUUGCUAUAAACUUUGUAAAAGAGUUUUAUGCAUUAAAUUUAUGUUAUGUUAUAAUAAAACAUAUUUGAAGCAAAAUUUGUCAAGAAACUGUUAUCAUUAUUAAAUAAGCAAGUAUUGUUUGGCAAUACCCGAGACUUAUUAAUUUUCGGGAGGUGUUUCGUUAGUUUUCAUAACUUUUUAUAAUUAAUGUUAACGAUUUUAUUGUAA